Molecule: messenger RNA, 1081 nt
Organism: Drosophila obscura
Lineage: Eukaryota; Metazoa; Arthropoda; Insecta; Diptera; Drosophilidae
Gene: Ggamma1
Product: guanine nucleotide-binding protein subunit gamma-1
Exons: 2
Coding region: 282-494 (70 amino acids)
Biological process (GO): G protein-coupled receptor signaling pathway
Cellular component (GO): heterotrimeric G-protein complex
Molecular function (GO): G-protein beta-subunit binding
Source: RefSeq, a predicted model, not a curated record
AUCGAUAGUGCCCUCGAUGGUUUGACACCUCUAUUGGGUGUGUAUCUCUGCUGCGUUUCGGAAAAAGAAAAAUAUAUAACAAAACAACAAAGCUGCGAACAAUUAAGAAUCAUCCAAAACACCAAACCGACAUCCCUACAGAAAUAAUCAGAGCAGAGCUUUUGAACUCGCUAACCUUAUCCAGACCACACAACCACAACCAUCCCCACCCACCCUUGUAAUUGCAUAUCACAGUAUCACUGAGAAACUUUUCAACCAUAGGCCUAUCCGAGACAGCCAUCAUGGACGUAAUGUCAUCAUCUCUACAACAGCAGCGAAUUGUCGUCGACCAGCUGCGUCGCGAGGCGUCUAUGGAACGGCAGACCAUUUCGGAGUCGUGCGCCAAAAUGAUGAAGUACAUCACGGAGCACGAGCAGGAGGAUUACCUUUUGACUGGAUUCACCAGCCAGAAGGUAAAUCCAUUCCGUGAAAAGUCCUCAUGCACCGUUCUUUAAGGAGGAGAUUGGAGUUGGCGAUUGAAGGCGGAAGCAGUUGAGUUCUGCAUUAAUAUGCAGAUCGUAUAGGUUAUUUUUAAUUUAGAAAGAUGGAUAAAUAUGUAUAUGUGUAAUAAUGACACCAGUACCAGUCAACGCCACCUGGAUCAAUAUAUCUCAAUAUACUCUCUUUGUGCAAAAACUAUAACAACAAAACAAAUUGUCUCAAGCAAUAUAUAAAGUUACGAUUGCUAUGAAUAAUAUAUAACGAUAUAUCAAUAUGUACCAUUCACGUUAACAGGUGUACAAGUUUAUACACAGAAGCCCACAGAAAGAUUCCAAAUUCAUAAUCGAAGCAUUUGUCCCAAAGAUAUAUCAGAGUUGUCUCUAUGCGAAUAGUAAUGCUGUUCGGUACCCGAGUAUCCCAACUAUUACGAAAAUCAAUGCGCUGACUAUAGCAUCUACUACUGCUACUACAACUUCUACUACUACAACUACCUAAACUAAAAGUUUAAACCGAAACACACACAUAUAUAUAUCUAUAUACCCUAUUAUCAUCAUAAUCCGACAAACAAAUUUAUCAAUAAACGUAAACCCAACAGAAGAUA